Leucoraja erinaceus (little skate) is the source of this 1872-nucleotide messenger RNA. RefSeq names its product R3H domain containing 4 (gene r3hdm4). The record is from RefSeq and is a predicted model, not a curated record. Lineage: Eukaryota; Metazoa; Chordata; Chondrichthyes; Rajiformes; Rajidae. The coding region runs from base 106 to 888 and encodes 260 amino acids. Gene Ontology annotation, molecular function: nucleic acid binding. The transcript has 8 exons.
ACGUGACGCGGGCGGACGCGCGGGAGCCGAUUGUCCGUUGCCGUUGUUGUCGUCGCCGCGGUUCUGUGUGUGGGGAGGGGAGGGGGGGGGGGGGAGAGAAUCACGAUGGUGAUCGCGAACCGGAACGACGUGUCGGAGCCAGCCGACUCUGAGGACGACGUCUUGAUUGAAGAUUGCCUUCCUCCUCUGCAGUACUCUCCUGCAAAGCGUAUAUCACCCGCAAAACGCAAGCAAUAUUACAUCAAUCAAGCAAUCCGUAACUCUGAUCUCAUUCCCAAGGCAAAAGGCCGAAAAAGUCUGAGGAGACUUGAGAACACUCAUUAUUUGAUGAACCUCGUGGAGAAAGAGGAAUGCGUCAAAGAUGUAGACCAGGCAGAUCCAGCUUCCCCAACAAUUUUCACAGAGGCUUGUUGUAACGAUGACUAUAUUGAGAUCUGGAAUGAUUUUAUGAACCGUUCUGGUGAAGAGCAAGAGAAGUUUUUACAUUAUCUGGAAGAAAAGGCAAUGAAGAAGGGCAAAAGGAAAGCUUGCUCAAAUUCCCAGGAUACCAAAGAAGAGCACUCACGUUGCACGGGAAAAGAGCGUUUUCAGAAGAUUGACCGAAGAUUGCGUUUUGCUCUAAGACGUCGUCAGAUCCCCAUGGGUAUCCUAGAAUUUUUGGAAGAGGAGUUGACCGGAUUCUUUGCCAUAAAACCACAAUCUGUGUACAAGGCAAUGCUGGAAAACAGCUAUGAGAGGUUGUUGCUUCAUGCUCUGUGUCAGUAUCUGGAUCUCAUCUCACAAAGUUCUGACUGCAAUGGAAAAAGACAGACUGAGGUUAGCAACAAAGGCACAGAUUUCCAACCCCCAGUACCACUAUUAUCUGUCUACCUGGAACAGCAGAGUUGAUUGGUACAAAGUCUGUCCAAUUCUAGCUGAUCCGUAAAUGUUGUGUGAACAUAAUCAGCUGCAGCCAAGACUUGUGUGAAAAACAUUUUCCCUGUUGUUCAGUCACAAAUUUAAAACACCAUGGUUUCUGAAUUAAAAUAUUAGUGUUUUUAUCUGUAGUUUUGCACUUCUUGAAGUCAAAAAACAUAUUUCCCACAAAUUUAUUUUGCUAGUCUUUCUCGUUUUCAAAAUUGAAAUUGCUUUCGGCAGAUAAGUUUGUGAUUUGAAUGUGCAAUUGAAUAUUCUGAUCAUUUUAUUUAAAUAUCACAAUUUCUGUUGCCCAUCCUAUUUUUGCCCUGUCUUAUCAAAGUUGCCUUGCAUUGACGAUUCCUUUCAUCCAACAUGUAAACCAGGAAGAAUCCUUAUGUGUAAGAGCAAUUCGGGAAUUAUAGCUUCCUAAUUACCUCCCUGGCUUCCACAGACCAGGGUUGGAAACGGAUAUUAGUUAGGGAAUUACAGCAUAAAUUGUGUUUUGUUUCAAAGACAUAAGGUUGCUAGAAAAUAAGUUUUAAAAUGUGUGUGUGUGUGUGUGUAGCAAAUUUGGCUAAAGUUGUGUAAGAAAUUUAGACAUCGUGGAAAAUAAAUGAAUUGACGUAGGAUUUGAUCUUAUAAAGAUUUGAUUUUAAACUUUUACUUGUGAAAGGUCUUUCUAUUUUGUGUGCAUCUUUAAAGAAAAAAAGUUGGAAUUAAAUGGUAUUAUGUUGGUGGUAUUUUGUGAAUCGUGCUGUAUAAAUAUUGUUACUCAGCCAUGAUUGAAUGGCGGAGUAGACUUGAUGGGCCAAAUGGCCUAAUUCUACUCCUAUCACUUAUGAUGAUGUCGAUACUUCGGAACACUUGUUUCAGUUUACCAUGGUAUGAGAUAAUUACCAGAGGUUUUUAGAUGUUAAAGGCAAUGCUGUCUUAUUUUAUGCGGUCUGUGCUAUUUAAUAAAGUUUGUCAAAAUAA